Messenger RNA from Symphalangus syndactylus (siamang), 1403 nucleotides. It is a transcript of the gene ATOX1, whose product is annotated as antioxidant 1 copper chaperone. The record is from RefSeq and is a predicted model, not a curated record. Gene Ontology annotation, biological process: copper ion transport. Lineage: Eukaryota; Metazoa; Chordata; Mammalia; Primates; Hylobatidae. Gene Ontology annotation, cellular component: cytosol. Gene Ontology annotation, molecular function: metal ion binding; copper chaperone activity.
GUGCAGUCUAACCCGCCCUCCGAGCCCAGGGAGGCGCUGCUGCUGCUGCCACCGCCGCCACACCGCCGCUGCCUCAGUCAUGCCGAAGCACGAGUUCUCCGUGGACAUGACCUGUGGAGGCUGUGCUGAAGCUGUCUCUCGGGUCCUCAAUAAGCUUGGAGGAGUUAAGUAUGACAUUGACCUGCCCAACAAGAAGGUCUGCAUUGAAUCUGAGCACAGCGUGGACACUCUGCUUGCAACCCUGAAGAAAACAGGAAAGACUGUUUCCUACCUUGGCCUCGAGUAGCAGGGGCCUGGUCCCCACAGCCCACAGGAUGGACCAAAGUGGGCAGCUGAGUUGGAGAAUGGCAAUGAAGACCAUAUGGCCCACAUAGCCUGGAAUGUUUACUAUUUUGCCCUUUUCAGAAGAAAAUUGUCUAUCCAUUGUUGCAGGAAGUCAUGGACCCCGAACGGAGAGACCAGCUGAAGCUGCAGCAGAACAUAAAUUGUGAAGAUUUAAUGGACAUUUAUCAGUUCCCAAAUUAAUACUUUUAUAAUUUCUUAUGCCUGUCUUUACUGCAGGCUCUGAACAUAAAUUGUGAAGAUUUCAUGGACAUUUAUCACUUCCCCAAUCAAUACUCUUAUAAUUUCUUAUGCCUGUCUUUAAUCUCUUAAUCCCAUCAUCUCUGUAAGCUGAGGAUGUAUGUCAGCUCCGGACCCUGUGAUGAUUGCGUUAACUGUAUAAAUUGUUUGUAAAAUGUGUUUGAACAAUAUGAAAUCAGUGCACCCUGAAAAAGAACAGAAUAACAGCGAUUUUCAGGGAACAAGGGAGAUAACCAUAAGGUUUGACUGCCUGCGGGGUCGGGCAGAAUAGAGCCAUAUUUUUCUUCUUGCAGAAAGCCUAUAGAUGGAUGUGCAAGUAGGAGAAAUAUCGCUGAAUUCCUUUCCCAGCAAGGAAUGUUAAUAAUUGAUAGCCCUGGGGAGGGAAUGCAUUCCUGGGGGUAGGUCUAUGAACGGCCGCUCUGGGAAUGUCUAUCUUAUGUGGUUGAGAUAAGGACUGAAUUAUGCCCUGGUCUCCUGCAGUGCCCUCAGGCUUGCUAGGAUUGGGAAAUUCCAGCCUGGUGAAUUCUAGUCAGACUAGUUGUCUACUCUCGAACCCUGUUUCCUGUUAAGAUGUUUAUCAAGACAGUGCGUGCACAGUGGAACAUGGACUCUCAUCAGUAAUUAAUUCUAAUUUUGCCCUUGCCUUGUGAUCUUUUAUUGCCCUUUGAAGCAUGUGAUCCUUGUGACCUACUCCCUGUUCGUACAUCCCCUCCCUUUCUAAAAUCCCUAAUAAAAACUUGCUGGUUUUGCAGCUCAGGGUCGCCAUCACAGUCCUACCAAUAUGUGAUGACACCCCCCCGGAGGCCCAGCUGUAAAAUUUC